AUGGAUUUCGAAGUUCUUACUGAUAGUCUACCAGAGGACACCUCCCUCCCUGCUUUCAUGGUAUCAACAACUCGGGGUUUCCUUCCUAGGCAAGAUCCACCAGCGGUCCUACCUUCGGAGUUUGAGGCACUAGAGAGCAUUCUUCAAGACAUGCCAAUUCGAAAGGCGUCAGGAGAGCCGGGGCUACUUCACAGCCGCGAGUUGGGCACCAGAGUUGAAUCUUUCCCUAACUUAGUAGCGGAAAUCGAUAAGUAUCGUGACAACAAGGUCAUUUUAAAUGCCUUAUACCGAGAUUACUCUUUCCUCUUGAGCGCAUAUCUCUUCGAGCCUUGCUAUGAUACGUACAUAAAGACAGACGGUCAAGAAUAUGGCCUUGGAAGAGCCCGCCUGCCAGCGAACAUAGCGCAACCGAUGGCCAAGGUAGCGGAAUUAACUGGAUUUAAACCCUUCAUGGAAUAUGCUGGGAGUUAUGCUCUUUUCAACUGGCGUAGACUCGACCCAAAUAGGGGGAUGGAUUAUGAUAAUCUUGCUCUGAUCAGGGCUUUCGAAAAUGGUCUUGAUAACAAGAGCUCGGAGGCGGGCUUUGUACUGAUACAUGUUGAAAUGGUAAAGCAUAGCCAUGGCCUUGUAAGCGGCGUUCAGAAGGGUCUAAAGGCUCUCCGAGAUUUGGAUUCUCCCGACAGACUAUCUGUGUUUCAAGAAGGGCUUCAAGAAAUACUAGAGGCCUUCAAAAAGGUAAACAAGGUGAUGAACGAUAUGUGGCAAAAAUCCAAGCCUGAAGCAUAUUCAGGCUUCCGAACAUUCAUCUUCGGCAUCCAUUCUCAACCAAUGUUCCCAGACGGCGUCAUUUACGAGGGCGUUUCCGUAGAGCCGAUGAAAUUCCGCGGCGAAAGCGGUGCUAAUGAUAGCAUGAUCCCUCUCGUCGAUAAUUUCAUGUGCAUUGAUAUGCCAGAAAACCCCCUCACUCAAAUCCUCAAGGAUUUUAGGAACUAUCGGCCUGAUGGGCAUAAGGGAUAUCUCAAGUGGGUAGAGACUGUCGCAAAAGGAACUGACGAUUACCCAAGCGUAAAGGAGUUCUCGUUGGGGAACCAAAAAACAGCUGUUUUGUACCUCUUGAUUCUCGAUCAGAUCCGCGAGUUUAGAGGGAGGCACUGGAACUUCACAAGGGAAUAUAUUUUGAAACAAGGGAAACGGCUUCAUCCAAAGGCCACUGGCGGAUCCCCAAUAGUCGAGUGGCUUCCGAAUCAAUUAUCGCAAAUUCUCAACAUUAUGUCGGAAGUCCAAGAACACAUCACAAGAACGUAUUCAGAAGAGUCUCUCAAGGGUGGUGAUGCUGCCGAAUUUUUGAGGAUUAAGGAUACUGUCCCGAAGGAUCUUGCCAAACUAGAAAAGGAGGUCAAAACAUAUUCUACUAAUCUAGCAUCCCAGUGA
Molecule: messenger RNA, 1431 nt
Organism: Orbilia oligospora ATCC 24927
Lineage: Eukaryota; Fungi; Ascomycota; Orbiliomycetes; Orbiliales; Orbiliaceae
Exons: 10
Coding region: 1-1431 (476 amino acids)
Molecular function (GO): metal ion binding; heme binding
Source: RefSeq, a predicted model, not a curated record